UACGAAGACAUCUUUUUACCUCAAUUUAUAAUUUUUUGAAAGAGUGAGAUUUCCGUGAAGCCGCCAUAGCGCGGAGUGCUGUACCAUUUAAUAGUUUAAUUUUAGACUACCCAAACUGAAAACCAAUCAAAAAGUAAAUUUUUUCUUGAAAUUUUCAAGCUUUUAACCUUGACAGCAUAUAGAAGACGAGCGUGAGAAAUUCUCAGCGUGAGAGCGUGACAUGAUACAGUAAUGCGCUAGUCUAACGCUGAAAAGCGUGAGACUCGAUAGCUCUGCUUACGAGUGAGCUCCUGGUAUGAUCAACUCAGGGAGUUGUGAGAGAGUUGUUUUCUCACAACUCUCUGAUAAACUGUAUAAAGAUACAGGCUCAACACAGGAAAUCUGUCAAGUCGCAUCAUAUUUUAGAAGUCGGGAGAACUGUUCGUACCAGGCUAUCCGCAUCAUAUAAACCACAGCAGUCCCAAAUAGCCUAAAAAAUGGCUCAUCUUUACUCGUGUUUAUCUCUGUGUUUCGCUUUCCAAAAAUGAAAAUCGACACACACUGACUAUUACCUUAUCAGGCCUAUGAAAUAAUCUUAACUUUGUUCCGAAACCCAUAUACCCAUUGAAAUGUAUUCACACGUGUUUCUCCGGUUGUCAAAACGCGCACUGCUUCUUCAUGUACAAGGACAAACUGAAGAACAAUAUGCAGCCCGCUUGUAGAAGUACAGAAUAAGGCUUUGAAGUCCGUCAUCGUCAGAGCAAGUCACAGCACAGCAAUGGAAGACUUUGAUACAUAUCUGCCAUCGCCUCCGAAGAAGAAAAAGGAGAUCAACACUAACUCGCCAUCUAAAAAUGCUGGUGGCAAAAAGAGAAAGCGCUUGUCUGUUGAACGCAUCUACACCAAGAAAACCCAGCUGGAGCAUAUUCUGUUGCGGCCAGAUACUUACAUUGGCUCUGUUGAGCCCAACAAGCAGAACAUGUUUGUGUAUGAUGAUAUCCUUGAAGCCAUUGUGAAUAGGGAGAUUACCUAUGUUCCUGGUCUUUUCAAGAUAUUUGAUGAAAUUUUAGUAAAUGCAGCUGACAACAAACAGAGAGAUCCUGCCAUGUCAACAAUUAAAAUUGAGAUCAACCCAGAGAAAAACUUUAUCAGUGUGUGGAAUGAUGGGAGAGGAAUCCCAAUUGAGAUGCACAAGGAACACCAGGUUUAUGUGCCCACAAUGAUCUUUGGUCAGCUGCUCACGUCAAGCAACUACAAUGACGACGAGAAGAAAGUGACAGGUGGACGCAAUGGCUAUGGUGCUAAACUUUGCAACAUUUUCAGCAAGAAGUUCUCUGUUGAGACUGCAUGCUUAGAGAAUAAGAAAAGGUUUAAACAGGUUUGGACCAACAACAUGGGUAAAGCAGCUGAGCCAGUGAUCAAAGAAUUCACCAGCAACAAGGAAUACACAUGUAUCACUUUCCAACCUGACUUGGAGAAGUUCAAGAUGGAAACCCUUGACAGAGACACUGUUGCCCUUUUGACAAGAAGGGCAUAUGAUAUUGCAGCAUCUGUGCGUGGUGUCUCUGUUAUUUUAAAUGGCAAGAAGUUAAAGGUGAAGACAUUCAAAGAUUAUGUUCAGCUGUGCCUUAAGGGUGCCACUAAAGACAAGGAGGAGGAUGACGAGGAGGAGAAAAAGCCGACGGUGGUGCAUGAAGUAGUCAACAAUCGUUGGGAAGUCUGCGUUACUGUCAGUGAUAAGGGGUUUCAGCAAGCCAGCUUUGUCAAUUCAAUCGCAACCACCAAGGGUGGAACCCAUGUGAAUUAUGUUACUGAUCAAAUUGUGGACAAACUGAUGACGGUGAUCAAGAAGAAGAACAAGGGUGGUCUUGCUAUCAAGCCAUUCCAGAUCAAGAGUCACCUGUGGGUGUUUAUCAACUGCUUGAUAGAGAACCCAGCCUUUGACUCACAGACCAAGGAGAACAUGACCUUGAGGGCUAAGGACUUUGGUUCCAAGUGUGAGCUGAGUGAUAAGUUCAUUAAGGCUGUACAGAACAGUGGAGUGAUGGAAAACGUUAUGAACUGGAUGAGGUUCAAGGAAAAGGCUCAACUCAACAAGAAGUGCAGCGGAAGUAAACACAGCAAGAUCAGAGGAAUCCCAAAGCUUGAUGAUGCUAAUGAUGCUGGUGGUAAGAACUCUCGGCACUGUACGCUCAUCCUCACCGAGGGAGAUUCAGCCAAGACGCUGGCUAUCAGCGGACUUAGCAUUGUUGGCAGGGAUCGUUAUGGAGUGUUUCCCUUGAGGGGUAAACUGCUGAAUGUGAGAGAAGCUUCUCACAAACAGAUUUUGGACAAUGCUGAGAUCAACAACAUCAUAAAGAUCACAGGCCUCCAGUACAACAAGAAGUACAAGAGUGAGGAUGACCUGAAGUCACUGCGCUACGGCCAUCUGAUGAUCAUGACCGAUCAGGACCAGGACGGAUCCCACAUCAAGGGGCUGGUCAUUAAUUUCAUCCAUAGCAAUUGGCCAGGGCUACUCAAGUUGGGAUUUGUUGAGCAAUUCAUCACACCAAUUGUCAAGGUGUCCAAAGGCAAAGAGGAGCAUUCCUUCUACAGCAUUCCCGAGUAUGAAGAGUGGAAGGCUGGCAAUGCAAACCAUAAGUCAUGGAAAGUGAAGUACUAUAAGGGUUUGGGUACGAGCACCCCUAAGGAGGCUAAGGAGUAUUUCUCAGACAUGGAACGCCACAAGAUCAACUUCAAGUAUGAAGGACCUCAUGACGAUGAGGCUAUUGUCAUGGCCUUCAGCAAGAAAAAGAUCCAAGAGAGGAAGGACUGGUUAACAAGAGGUCUUGAAGAACGAAAGUGGCGCAGGGAGCAAGGACUUUCUGAGCUGUACUUGUAUGAGAAGGACACCAAGAGAGUCUCGUACUGCGACUUUGUCAACAAGGAACUCAUUCUAUUCUCAAAUACAGACAACGAAAGAUCCAUUCCCUCUCUUGUGGAUGGACUUAAGCCAGGACAGAGGAAGGUCAUGUUCACAUGUUUCAAGAGGAACGAUAAGCGAGAGGUUAAGGUUGCCCAGUUGGCAGGUUCCAUUGCAGAGCUGUCGGCCUACCACCAUGGAGAGGCAAGCUUGAUGGGAACCAUCAUCAACUUAGCAGAAAACUUUGUCGGGAGCAACAACAUUAACCUACUGCAGCCAGUGGGUCAGUUUGGCACACGUCUGCACGGCGGCAAAGACGCGGCCAGCCCUCGAUACAUCUUCACUAUGCUUAGCACUGUUUCCAAGAUGCUGUUCCCUCCAAGUGAUGAACCGAAUCUUAAGUUCUUGAAUGAGGAUAACCAGCGCAUUGAGCCAGAGUGGUACUGUCCAAUCAUCCCUACCAUCCUUGUCAAUGGAGCCGAGGGUAUUGGUACUGGUUACAGUACCAAGGUGCCGAACUAUGACCCCCGGGCGAUAGCGGAGAAUAUCAGGAAAAUGAUGAAUGGAGAGGAGCCUGAGGAAAUGCUUCCAUGGUACAAGAAUUUCAUUGGUACUAUCACCAAGGUAGAUGACACCAAAUACUCAGUGACUGGCAACAUUGAGGUGAUAGAUGACACUACUCUGGAAAUCACGGAGUUGCCUAUUGGUACCUGGACACAGUCGUACAAGGAAUCCGUGCUGGAACCAAUGUUACAUGGCACUGAUAAGGUCCCCCCCUGUAUUACGGACUACAAGGAGUACCACACAGAAACAAGGGUAAGGUUUGUCAUAACCAUGGCCGAGAACAAGAUGCGGGAGGCGGAACAGGUCGGGCUGCACAAGAAGUUCAAGCUGGAGGCAACCAUCAACACAAGCAACAUGGUGUUGUUUGAUGCUAUGGGUUGCCUCAAGAAAUACGACACAACCAGAGAGAUCUUGAAAGAGUUUUUCACCCUUCGCAUGGAACGUUACAUCAUGCGCAAGGCGUACAUGGAAGGAAUGCUGACUGCCGAGUCAGGGAAACUGAACAGCCAAGCAAGGUUCAUUUUGGAGAAGAUUGAAGGCACUAUUGUUAUUGAGAACAAGCCAAAGAGAGACCUAAUUACAAUGCUUGUGCAGCGAGGCUACCCCUCUGAUCCCGUCAAGGCAUGGAAGGACUCCCAGGAUACCACCCUGGGUGUUGACGACUCGGAUGAUGACACCAUGAGCACUGUUAGUAGCACAGCAUCUGGUGCGGGUGGACCUGACUUCAACUACCUCCUCAACAUGUCCAUGUGGAGUCUCUCCCAGGAGAAGAAAGAUGAACUCCUCAAGCAGCGUGACCAGAAGGCUGCUGAAUUGGAGGAUCUCCGAAAAAAGAGCCCUAAGGAUCUGUGGAAUGAGGAUCUUGACAUCUUCUUGGCUGAGCUAGAGGCAGUCGAACAGAUUGAGCGUGAGGAUGAGAUGGCAAUGGGUAAGUCGAAAAGUGGGCGUGCUCUAAAGUCAAAACCUAUCAAGACUGCUGCCGCCAAAUCAUCCAAGGCACCAAAGCCAAAGCAGGCACCUAAACCAGAAUCCAAGGCAGCAGCCAGCACCGAAGUACCCCCUGAAGAAGAGCCCAGACAACUGACUUUGAUUGAGAGGCUAGCGCUCAAGCGAACGGAAUCCACUUCUUCUGCUUCAAGCUCUGUGUCAGAGGCAAUUGCACCAAAGAAGCAAUCCAACUUGCUCAGCCUCGCAACCAAGAACGGUAAAACGAAAAAAGGAAAGAAGGGCAGUAAGGGAUCCGACGAUGACGAUGAUGACGCGUUUGCUGUGGAUUUCAGCGACAGUGACGACUCCUUUGGGGUCCCUGUGGUGAAGCGCACCCUCGCCGCACGAGCUAAGGCGCCCAGCAAGUUCAACUUCAGCGAUGACGAGGACGAAGAUGACUCAUUCAAGAGCAAAGAGGACGACGGAUCUGACGACGACAAUGACCAGGACUUCGCCGUUACCAAGGUCGUCAAAAAGCCGACACCACCGGUUGACUCGUCAAGCGACGUGGUCGCCACACGGGACUUGAUAGAGAAGCUAUCGCCAGUCAAAGCAUCCAAAAAGACUGCCACGAACAAACCAGCAGUGUUGGAUUCAGACGAGGAGUCGAGCUCUUCCUCCGGGAUACUCGUCAUUGAAGGGAAAUCUUCUCCGCCAAAACCUGCAGCAGGGAAGACGAAAAAGGCACCUGCCAAAAAAGCGCCGGCAAAAUCCAAAAAAGGUUCCAUGCCCGACCCUAAGCAGACGACAUUGUUUGCAUCUAUGGGCAAGACAUCUAAGGAGGCGCAGUCGUUGAGCGAUUCGGACGACGAGCUGGGAUCCCUGCUAGAGAAGCAAAAAGUUUCACCAAAGAAGAAGAGUUCUCCAAAGAAGAAAGGGAAGGCGCCCUCCAGCAAGUCUGCGGAUUCCGACGAGGCCCAACCAGGCAAGAAGAAGGCCGCCCCCCGCAAACGCCCAGCCAAGGGCGUCACCGCGGCCUCCAGGGAUGGGGACUCCGAUAGCGACGCCUCUGUCGAAGUAGUCAGCAAGAAGAAGACUACAAAAGCUGUCAAAAAGGCUGUGAACAAGUCUCCGCCGAAGCGAAAGAAAAUGGCGAGCGACAGCGAGGAAUCCGCUGACGAGGUGGUCCCCAUAGCGCGGACUCAGCGCACGCGGGGUGCCAAGCCCACCGCCAAGUACUCGUUCAGUGAUAGCGAAGAGUCCGAGGAGGAUGCCGGGAACGAUACAAGGGCAUGGAAAGCGUCUGACUCGGACAGCGAUUUCGACUAAUUUUAGUCUUUCGCGCGAAGACAUUUGUGCAUAUCAAAAGAGUAUAUUUCUUAAGGUGCUCUAGCGAGCGAGGUAUUUCGCUGUGUUACGAUGUUGUAAAAUGGUGACUUUGUUUGGGAAAUGGUUGCCUGAUGCAAAAGAAAUUCCCAUUCAACUUUG
Nematostella vectensis (starlet sea anemone) is the source of this 5860-nucleotide messenger RNA. RefSeq names its product DNA topoisomerase 2-alpha. Gene Ontology annotation, molecular function: DNA topoisomerase type II (double strand cut, ATP-hydrolyzing) activity; DNA binding; ATP binding. The transcript has 26 exons. The coding region runs from base 758 to 5701 and encodes 1647 amino acids. Lineage: Eukaryota; Metazoa; Cnidaria; Anthozoa; Actiniaria; Edwardsiidae. The record is from RefSeq and is a predicted model, not a curated record. Gene Ontology annotation, cellular component: nucleus. Gene Ontology annotation, biological process: sister chromatid segregation; resolution of meiotic recombination intermediates; DNA topological change.